UUUUUUUCCUAAACAGUGUUUUCCCCUUCAUUUCCUCCAAAAAUUCGCAAUUAGGGUUUUACUGCUUCAUCGUCACUCAUACGAUCCUUGAAUAUCAUACUAAUGAUAAAAGCAGUAAAACUAUCGCACGGCAAGAACGAGAUAAUAGAUGCGCAUUUCUUUGUUGACACACACACACACGCACAUAUUAAUAAUUGAGGAAAAUUGGAAGAAUAGGAAGGGUUUACUCUGAUAAUUAGAUACUGGUGUUAAGGAGGUAAAUGGCGUCGGUGGCGAGGCGGAGGCGGCGGACAGUGCUGAUUCUGAGGCGGAUGCUAAUGUGCGCCAUAGGGACUAUUGCCUUGGUGACUCUGCUUUAUGUGCACGUUCAGGAAGCUAACAGAUUGCCUGCUGACGCUGUACACAAGCUCCCCUCGCAACAUGAGACUGGGUACCAAAAGCUGAGCAAAGAAGGAAGCUGGAUGCAAGAGCUUGCUGCUCCUCAUUUGAAAAAUCCUCUCACCACUGAUAAGUUGGAUAGUGCAAGCCAACGCUUGGAUUCGAACAAGUUGUGGAAGAGGCCACCUAACAGAGAUUAUGUACAUUGUACUGAACCAAGUUCAUCUUACAUAACUUACCCGGAAUCUCGAGGUUACUUGCUGGUACAUGCAAAUGGUGGCCUUAACCAGAUGAGAGCAGGGAUAUGCGAUAUGGUUGCUGUUGCGCGUCUUAUAAAUGCAACUCUUGUCAUUCCUGAAUUAGAUAAACGCUCCUUUUGGAAAGAUUCGAGCAACUUCUCGGAAGUCUUUGAUGAGUACCAUUUUAUUGAUUCUUUGGCUGCUGAUGUAAAAAUUGUAAGAAGGCUCCCGAAGGAAUUGGCAACUGCCACUAGGGCGAGCAAACAUUUCAGAAGCUGGGCAGGUGCAGAAUACUACGAGGAAGAAAUAACAAAGUUGUGGGACGAACAUCAGGUAAUUCGAGCAGUGAAGUCUGAUUCUCGGUUAGCAAACAAUAACCUUCCUCCCGACAUUCAGAAGUUGCGUUGCCGUGCUUGCUAUGAGGCCCUUCGCUUUGCUCCUAAGAUCGAGGAGAUGGGAAAGCUGUUGGUGGAUCGAAUGAGGUCUUAUGGUCUAUACAUAGCUUUGCAUUUGCGGUUUGAGAAGGACAUGCUUGCCUUUAGUGGCUGCACCCAUGAUUUAUCCUCAGAAGAAGCAGAGGAACUAAAAAGUAUCAGAGAGAAUACAACAUGGUGGAAAGUAAAGGAUAUCGAUCCUAUAGAGCAGAGAGCCAAAGGCUAUUGUCCACUAACACCAAAUGAGGUUGGAAUAUUCCUAAAUUCUCUUGGCUUUCCAUCCAGUACCCCUAUUUAUAUUGCUUCUGGAGAGAUAUAUGGGGGUGAAUCACGUAUGGCUGACCUUCGGGCUAGAUAUCCGAUUCUAAUGAACAAGGAUAAGCUGGCAUCGCCUGAAGAACUCGAGCCUUUCAUCAAUCAUGCAUCACAAAUGGCAGCUCUCGACUAUAUUGUGUCAGUUGAAAGUGAUAUAUUCAUCCCGACCUACUCGGGCAACAUGGCAAGGGCUGUUGAGGGCCAUCGUCGUUUUCUGGGACACAGAAAAACUAUUUCUCCUGACAGGCAAGAUAUUUUCAUAUUUUUUGUAGUCCAUCUCGAUGUCUACACCAUGAAAUCCCUUGUUCAUUUGUUUGAUAAAAUCAAGGGAGGAACAAUGAAAGAAGGCAAAAACCUCUCAGAUCGUGUGAUUGAUCUUCACAGACGAAGGCAAGGUUCCCCAAGGAAGAGAAAAGGUCCCAUCCCUGGAUCAAAGGGCAAAGAUAGGUUUCGUACAGAAGAGGCAUUUUACGUGAAUCCUUUGCCCGACUGCUUAUGUCAGAAAGAAAAUCCAUCCCUUAUUAUCAAGUAGAUAUAUGCAUAUAUAUAUAUAUAUUAAGGUUAGAUCAAGAGAAACUGCUCUGAUUAUUUCUAUUUACUCCCCAAAAGAUGGUGGAUGGUUGGCACAGUUCCUAGGAGUUGCUCCUUUUGUGUUUUGAAGCCCGUGAAGUUGAAUGGUGCCAUUAGGAGCAGUUUUUAAGGUGCGUUAAACUCUGCAUAUAUAGCAAAUUGAACAAGAAAUGCUAUAGUUGCAGAUUGAUUUGUUGAGAAAGGCGAUCUGUUGAGAAAGGUUGGUGCUCCAUGGGAUGAUAUGGUCUCUUAGUUGGCCCGGGUUCUUUGAGCUGGGAGAGACAUUAAAUUUUGGAGUACAUAUUUUUUUUUUUCUUUUUCAACUUUUUGCCUUUUUCAUUUUUGUGUUUAGAGUUCAUAGAUCGGAAUCGUGAUGUAGUUUUUAUGUUAAUUCGAGACGGAUUAGGAUAUAAUGUUCCACUUUCUUAAUGAUUGUUAAGGGUGUCCUGAAUACUAUGGUUGAACAAAUUUUUUUGAAAAAUGUUAGAAUUUAUGUAAUCUCAUUUUUUAAUCUCAGAUGAA
Striga asiatica is the source of this 2458-nucleotide messenger RNA. Lineage: Eukaryota; Viridiplantae; Streptophyta; Magnoliopsida; Lamiales; Orobanchaceae. The record is from the annotation of a GenBank genome assembly.